Messenger RNA from Cylindrotheca closterium, 1206 nucleotides. Lineage: Eukaryota; Bacillariophyta; Bacillariophyceae; Bacillariales; Bacillariaceae. The record is from the annotation of a GenBank genome assembly.
AUGCACAUAACACGGAGUGCCGUCGAUCCUGGACUAGAACUUUCUUCCUUGGACCCACUCGCCGUGGUGGGAAGCAAUGAUUAUGGUCAGAAUGUUAUUGGUGAAGGGGACAUUUGCAAGAUGAGCCGAUCCAUUCCCUACUCUCAACAACAAGAGAACAACAAGAGUAAGGGAUACCAUCAGCAUCAGCAGUAUCAGCAGUAUCAGCAUCAUCAUCAACAACAUACCGGUACCUUUCAAGCAGAUCGACAGUACAAUCAUUCGCAUCAGUAUCAUCAUCUGAAUGGAUAUUACGGAAAUCAAAGCUAUCAUUACAGAGUUCCCCCAUAUAGUGAACGUCAACACCGCCACUUUGCCUCGACUACUACUUCAGCUACAUCGUCGUGGGCCCCUGAUGGUGGAAAGCGCAAAUCUGAGGAACCCCCCUAUGUAACUCCUCCCAAUACGAGACAGAAAGUAGACAGCGAAGAUUCUUCUGGCGCUGACGAGCAGACAACUACCAGUACAGUGCCUUCGGCUCGGAACCUCCCGUCUAGCUACCCAGCAGCAUCACAUCGAUCCUAUCACCAAAAAGAAUCGAGAUCCAUUGGAUAUCCUCGUUACGACUCUGCUAGGGCACAAUUUUCCUAUGGUAGAACAAAUCAAAAUUCCUGGCAACGCUCAUCAUUGCAAGGUCACGAGUAUCAGAAUGAGAAUAUCCCGCCAACCAGAACCAGCAGCACUACAGCUAGUAGUCCUGAGCAAAGAGGAGAAGACUUGACCUGCAAGGGUUGCCUGGUUGGAAAAGAUUCCAUUCACCUCAAAUUUUUUCACAGCAUACUGACGGAAUCCCUUUAUUCGGGUCUUUCGAAAUCACGGGAUAUCAUGGCCCAACAAAUUCCGGGAUGUGCCUUUAUCCAUGAUGGUCUUUGUUUUGGAUUUGAGAAAAACAAGGGAGACAAGUGGCUGGUGGUGCGAGGUACGGGCUGUUUGGGCAUGGCAGCAGUAGAAAAUAAGUGUCAGAUUUGUCAUGGCCAACAAUCUCACGUCGAUGGAAGGAUGCAAGAACUCAUGGCUACUCAUGCCGAGCCACCGGAACAAGUGUGCCAGACGGCUUCGAUUGACCGCAUCAAGAUGGUUCCGACAUUGGCCGAAAUGAAAAUGCGGCAAAUGAAAUGUGAAAUUGAGGACUACAAGGAGAAUAGUAUUACAGUCGUCAAUGUGUAG